AUGGCUAUCAGCACUCGAUCAUUUUUUGACCUACCUAAUGAGCUAAUCGAGGAAAUCCUCAAGAAUGUGCCAGACUUGCAUAGCGUCCAUUCAGCAAGUCAGACCUGUACACGACUCUUUAAGAUAUAUCAAGCAUCGCAGUUGGAAAUCAUAAGAUCAACAAUACUCCGAAUUCCAGACCGACAACCUGAAACCAAAGUAUAUGAUCUCCUUCGAAUACUGCAAUUCGUCAUCAAGCAAGCGAUGGUUCAGCGGGAUGUUGCGCGAUCCAUAUUACAGGAUGGGUGGAAAUUACUUGCGGAAAAAGAACACGAACAGUUGCUGAUCCCAUUCGGAAAGGCUUUGGCAUGGUCAUACGCCUCAGAUAAACGAGAAUCGGAAGCUAUUCAUCUUCUCCGAACUAUCUGGGACCAGAAUGUGCCUUUCCUUUUAAAGGAACCAGAGGAUACUUGGUCAGGACGUCCUUCAACUCUUCUACCAGUCAAAAGGCUGUUAGAUCAGCUUUAUCCAAUGGAUGACAGCCACUCCCCUACCACUACAGAACUGCGGGAGUUUCAAGGAGUUCCAAUCGCCAAAAUCUGCCCGGGAGAAAUAGAAUGGAACGCUACCAUAAGUCAGUUGGAUGAAUUUCAGCAAACCCAACUUUUGAAGAAUGGGAUCCUAUUUGAAAAAGACUUUAUUAUGAUCAAAUUCAGCCCCAUGAUUCCAACACUUGAAUCUCCACCGCCGUCUCCGACGCCAUUGCCCACUAUGAGUACCUACCGCUUCGGUUCAAACGCCACCAAUGACAGAGCCUUAAUUGAAAGUCUGGAUGACGAGCUUGUCACCAAACUUCGAUACACGACGUGGUGGAGCACCGAGAUCCGCCGUUAUUAA
Messenger RNA from Talaromyces marneffei, 876 nucleotides. RefSeq lists its product as uncharacterized. Bases 1 to 876 code for a protein of 291 amino acids. The record is from RefSeq and is a predicted model, not a curated record. Gene Ontology annotation, molecular function: protein binding. Lineage: Eukaryota; Fungi; Ascomycota; Eurotiomycetes; Eurotiales; Trichocomaceae. The transcript has a single exon.